CGCCUCAACCACCUGUGGUGGCUUCUCCUCUCCCCGCUCCCCUCCUGCCCCUUCCCUUCGUCCUCAGAUCCGCCGAUCCCCCGCCCCUGCGCCUCCGUCUCAUGAUCUCUGCGCCUCUGCGGGUGCCGGCGCCGAAGGCUGCCGCCGGGGGUUCGUUCCUGCUCGGCGCGUCCUCCGUCGAGUCCAAUCCCAAUCCCAAGCCCAGCAGGAUCCGCUGCGCCGCCGCCACGCUGUACGAGGUCCUGGGCCUGCGCGCCGGCGCGACGGGCCGGGAGAUCAAGGCCGCGUACAGGCGCCUGGCGCGGGAGCGGCACCCGGACGUGGCGCACGCGCCCGGGGCCGCCGCCGAGUUCGCCCGCCUGCACGACGCCUACGCCACGCUCUCCGACCCGGACAGCCGCGCGCGCUACGACGGCGGCGGCGCCGCGCCCGCGGCGGCGGUGGCGAGGCGCCCCUGGAGCGGCGCCGUCUACGGCCGGCCCCGACGCCGCACAUGGGAGACGGACCAGUGCUGGUAGUAGAGAGUAGAGAGGCACAGCCAAGAGCCCCACGCGCUUCUUGUCUGUCUGUAGAAUAGUUAGACCUCCUGCCGCCAGCCAUGCGGCCAUGGCGGCUCACCUUGGACUUUUUUUUUGGUUUCGGUGGCCAUCCAUGUAGCGUGAUUUUUCGUUUUCCUUCCUCCACUUGCCCUUGUACCUGUGUGCUGUGGUCUUGACUUCUUGAGAUGUAAAUACUAGUACUUGAUGAGAUGGUUGGAGGAGUAGCCGCCCUGCCUCUGUUAAUUCUAAAUAAUCCAAGCUGUUCUCUCC
Zea mays is the source of this 809-nucleotide messenger RNA. RefSeq lists its product as uncharacterized. The record is from RefSeq and is marked validated. The transcript has a single exon. Bases 102 to 518 code for a protein of 138 amino acids. NCBI's taxonomy places the organism in Eukaryota, Viridiplantae, Streptophyta, Magnoliopsida, Poales, Poaceae.